CGGUUAACAAGUGGUUCAAUAGUUUCACGUCAUAAACAGUGUUUAUCCUUUUGGUAUCAUAUGUAUGGGGAUGAUAUUGGUAGAUUAAAAGUAUUCCAAAUUAAUAGUUUAAAUGGGAAGAAAAAACGCAUCUUCCUUAAAAAGUCUAACCAAAGUCAUGCAUGGCUGCAAGCGACUAUCGACUUAAAAAAUGUGGGAAUUUACCAAAUCAGGUUUGAAGCUACCCAUGGAAAUGGUCCAAAAGGAGACAUCGCUCUCGAUGAUAUCAGUAUUGUAAAUAAAAAGUGUGCAGAUUUUAGAAGUGAAUGCCGUUCAAAUGCUGGUGCUUGUAAAGGGACUACCAAUCACUUUAAAAAUUGCCAACCCGUAAAUGAAGCAUAUCAACUUGACGAAUGUUCAAACAUUUAUAUGAACAUUAACAAAAACAGUUUGAGAUUUGACCCAGAAUUCAUCUCAACUGCAUGUUCUGCUAUUUACCAGCAAAUUAAUGAUUCUCUAUGUACAAAUGUGUCAAAUUGGGACUUUUGUUCAAUUGACAUAUCUAAAUAUACACAGGAUCAUCCAAAAUGCUUUCAACGUUACUCCAUCAGAACAGAAUACGAAUGUGAAGACCCACAAGAAACAGUAAUGAACUCGUCAAAAUUUACAGAACCAGUCUUGACGUCACAAUCCGAAACUAAACCUACCUUGUUUGAUAUAACAACAGUACAGAUGAUAACUGAACAGCUCGAGACAACUUACCUGCAUUUACAAACAACCGACAAAAGUCAAACAACUAUCGCACUUAUGUCAUUAACUUCAGAUAAUUUAGACGUUACAGAAUCAGGAACAUCAAAAUCAAAGGCACAGAAAACUAUAGAUCCUUCCAUAUUUGCAGGUUUAGCUGUUGGUGCUGUUAUGUGCGUUGGAAUUUUAAUUGGAUUCAUAAUUCUAUAUUGCAAAAGAAGAUCCAAUAAAGGGAAAUUAGGAGAUGAUAUAAAGCCCAGCAGUGACCAUGCUAUCCAUCGAAAGACAGAUAUAUCUCAAACGAACAGCAAUAUCACUAAUAAAGUAUCGACUGAGACAGACCCCGACUACCAGCACUAUUACGAAAUCAAGGAUAUAAAAAGAUCAUCCCUUAAAGUGCAGGACGAAGAUUAUCUAGCUGACAAUCAGGAAAAUAGUAUUCUAGACCAGAAUAAUACAAUCAAAGAGAGACUUGAAAUAAGUAACCCUCUAAAUCAUUCCGGCUACGAUAUAAUCGUAGAAACGCUACAGAGUAAAGAAGACAAUAAAACAACUGACAACAAAAACAAGACGACAGCGCUACAUGUAGGAGAGAACUAUUACACUAGUAUUGAUCCAAAGACAUUCGAACAUGACAACGAAUACGACGUCCUUAGUUCACAUAAUGAAAUAUGUAAUCUAUCAUUACCCGAUAUUUCCAGUCUAGCAACCUAUGUUGUUUUAGAUCCAAAGGCAACAGGGUUCAAUAGGUUAAAAGAUCAUUUUUGUACAUACGAUAAAGAAGAUUCAAGUAAACGUGAGACUAGCUCUCUGAAUGGAAAGAUAAUCCGUGAUAAAACUGCGACAUCAGAAACUAAUGUCUCCCUGGAUCCGGAAGAAACAGGGUUCAGUAGGACUCAAAGUUUACCUUAUAAGAACAAAAAAAGACUAUAA
This is a messenger RNA of Mytilus trossulus (common blue mussel), 1659 nucleotides long. RefSeq lists its product as uncharacterized. Gene Ontology annotation, cellular component: membrane. The record is from RefSeq and is a predicted model, not a curated record. Lineage: Eukaryota; Metazoa; Mollusca; Bivalvia; Mytilida; Mytilidae. The transcript has 6 exons. Bases 61 to 1659 code for a protein of 532 amino acids.